Acanthoscelides obtectus is the source of this 1921-nucleotide messenger RNA. The record is from the annotation of a GenBank genome assembly. NCBI's taxonomy places the organism in Eukaryota, Metazoa, Arthropoda, Insecta, Coleoptera, Chrysomelidae.
CUGUCAAAGUCAAGUCAAAAGUCAGCAAACGUCAAACCAUAGUGUGUUUGUCAAAAAUCUUUAAAAACCAUGAAAAUAAAUAAUUAGAAAAGAUAUCUAUUGAAAAUGUAGCUAAACCGAUAAGUGUUUGAAUUCAGUAUUACCAAAUGCCACAAGACUGAUAUAUCUUACCAAAGAUUUUAAGAACCAUGCCCGAAAAUCUGGAACUGCAACAACUAGUCGACGAAGAGAAUGAGGACGACUUCAAAAUCCAAACGUACCAUCCGCGCUGCCGCUGCCCGUAUUUAGGAUUAAUUUUAGCAACUUUGAGCUCUCUUUUCUUCUCCCUGUGCUCUGUAAUUGUGAAAUGGAUGACUGACGUAGACCCCAUGGCUUUGGCAGCUUAUCGGUAUGUUGGGGUACUCCUGCCCGCAAUUCCCAUCGUUAUAUAUCGCCAAGAAAAAGUAUUUCCACCUGGCAAAAGGAUAAUGCUGUUGUUGAGAUCUUUUACUGGUACAGCCUCACUAAUGUUGAGUUUCUAUGCAUUUCGGCAUAUGCCUUUGGCUGACGCAUCUGUAAUAGUUUUUUCUGUGCCUGUAUUCACUGGAAUAUUUGCUAGAAUGUUCCUCAAAGAACCCUGUGGGUUGUUCAAUGUAUUUUCUGUAAUACUUACCCUUAUAGGAGUAAUUUUCAUAACUCGACCAACCGUCAUAUUUGGCAAUAUGGUAAAUUCAUUGGGAGAUAAUGGUCAAAGACCAGAGAUGUGGGGUGCAGUGGCAGCUUUUUCAGCAACUUUAUUUGGUGCUAAUGCUUAUGUGCUUCUACGUGCCCUAAAGGGUAUCCAUUUCUCAGUAAUUAUGGUGAAUUUUGGAGCAUUUGCUCUGUGUCAAUGUCUUCUAGUCACAGUCAUCAUUGGAGCACUGUGUUUGCCUCCAUGUGGGUUAGAUAGGUACCUUAUAGUAGCUUUAGCAUUUUUCAGCUUCUUAGGUCAGAUUUUAUUAACUUUAGCCUUGCAAAUGGAGCAAGCAGGUCCAGUAGCUAUAGCUAGAAGUAGUGAUAUUGUUUUUGCUUUCAUGUGGCAAGUGUUGUUUUUCAAUGAAAUUCCAAAUAAAUAUUCUGUGGGGGGAGCCAUACUAGUCAUGAGUUCUGUACUUUUAACAGGUCUAAGAAAAUGGAUUUUAGCUUUGCCACAAGAUGCAAGUAUUAGGAGCAAUCUUAGUAUAUUAACAAAAUGAAAACAAAUCAUUCAUAUACAUUGCAUACCUGAUACAUAAAUCAGACAGUGAUAUCUUCUCAAAAUGACAUACCAAUAAAAAACAAUUCUGUGUAUUGAGCAUUCUAACAUUGUACCAUAACUUAAUCACUUGUAAGUUAUUUAUUAUAUUCAAAGGUUUUUGGCAACCUUAUUUAUGUUCAUGAGCUAUCAUAUAACAAAAAAAUGCUUUAUUCUAUUUUAAAUAAGGGACACACUAGUCAGCAUUCUAGUCACUAUGUAGGAACAAAUUGUUUAGUCCAAAAUGGUUAUGUUAAUGUUUCACACUACUAUGUUUCUUAUGUCAUUUUUGAUCAAACUAUUGUAUAAUUCGUUGUGAUUUAAUGUUCUAGUCAUUUUUUUUAAACUGCGAAUAGCACAUGUUUGUAGAUAUAAUUUGUUGAAGAAUGUAUUUUUAGCAUACCUACACUUAUGGAAUGUAUUGCAGGAGUUCAGGCAAAAAGGUUCUAAACUAGAAUUCAGUAAUAAGUAAUGAGACCAAUAAAUGUAUAUUCCAUAUUUUUAUGUUCUUGAUUACUGUUGCAUGUACUUAAUCUGUAAAUGCUAAUUUUUUUAUAAGCCCGUGAAUAUGCUUGUUGCUCCAUAUAACUAGUCAGAACUGUGGACUGUUCACUGUUAAAUUACUUUUUGAAAGCAUAAAAUACCUAAAUAAAAAAAUUGAUACUAACA